AGUUGAGCAUUGGACGUCCUCGAUAGCGGUUGCCAGCGUCUUCUGAGCGGCGAACAUAUGAAGUCGCUCAGGCACCAUCAGUAGAAACUAUAUAUCCGUAAUGAAUUGAGGAGCGACACGAGAAGAAGGAACCUCGAAGCCACGCAGAAAACCAAAUAGUCUUAGGAACUGGUCCGUAUACCAGCGAAAUACACCCACCUGUAGCUGAAGAGCCACCCAAAAACCGAACCCACCAUGAAGCGCAGCCGGUGGAGCCACAGUGACUCCUCCACGGCGCGUCCGCUGCUCAUCGGAGUCCUGCUCGCCAGCUGUUCCACCCUGAUCCUGGCCGCCCAGCGCCAGCCCAUCAACUCCGUCGGAGGCCACGAGCUGCGCGGCGUGGAGUACUUGCCGGCCCUGGAGUGCUACGAUCCAUACGGCAGACCGCAGAAAUGUCUGCCGGAGUUCAUCAACGCUGCCUUUCAACUGCCCAUCGAGUCAACGAAUACCUGUGGUGAGCCAAAAGACACCCACUUUUGCGUACAAACAAUGAACCAAAACCAUAAAAGCUGUGAGUUUUGCAGACUCAACGAUCACAAUACCACCUUCCUGACGGACAAGCACAAAGCGGAAAACUCCACCUGGUGGCAGUCGGAGACCAUGUACGAGGGCAUCCAGCACCCCAGCUACGUGAACCUUACCUUGAACUUGGGCAAGUCCUACGACAUCACGUAUGUGAGCAUUCUGUUCCGCUCGCCUCGCCCCGAGUCCUUCACCAUUUACAAGAGGACCUCGCAGAGUGGUCCCUGGAUUCCGUACCAGUACUACAGUGCCACCUGUCGGGACACGUACUCCCUGCCCGACUCGCGGGCCAUUCGCAAGGGGGAGGGCGAGGCGCACGCCUUCUGCACCAGCGAGUACAGUGAUAUCUCUCCCCUGAGGGACGGAGGCAUUGUCUUCUCCACGCUGGAGGGUCGUCCCAGUGGCAUCAACUUCGAGCGCAGUGCCGAGCUGCAGGAAUGGGUCACGGCCACCGAUAUCCGCAUCACCUUGGACCGCCUGAACACCUUCGGUGACGAGGUCUUCGGGGAUCCCCAAGUGCUGCAGUCCUACUUCUAUGCCAUCAGUGACAUUUCGGUGGGUGCCCGCUGCAAGUGCAAUGGUCAUGCCAGCAAGUGCGUCCACGGCACGGGAAUGCACGGGGAGCGGACCGUGGUCUGCGAGUGCCGCCACAACACCGACGGACCCGACUGCGACCGCUGCCUGCCGCUCUACAACGACCUCAAGUGGAAGAGGUCCACCUCAACGAAGGUCAACGAGUGCAAAGCCUGCAACUGCAAUGGUCUGGCGGACAAGUGCUUCUUCGACGCCCAGCUCUUCAACCUGACGGGCCACGGAGGUCACUGUCUGGACUGCCGGGAGAACCGCGAUGGCCCCAACUGCGAGCGCUGCAAGGAGAACUUCUACAUGCGCGAGGACGGCUACUGCAUCGACUGUGCCUGCGAUCCGGUGGGCUCCAGGUCGCUGCAGUGCAACAGCCACGGCAAGUGCCAGUGCAAGCCGGGAGUGACGGGCGACAAGUGCGACCGCUGCGAGAACAACUACUACCAGUUCGGACCCCACGGGUGCCAGCAGUGCGGCUGCGACAGUCGCGGAUCCCACGAGAACACCCCCGCCUGCGAUGCCGAGACCGGAAUCUGCUUCUGCAAGGGCAACGUGGAGGGCAGGCGCUGCAAUGAAUGCAAACCCGGCUUCUUCAACCUGGACAAGAGCAACCGAUUUGGCUGCACCCCCUGCUUCUGCUAUGGCCACACCUCGGAGUGCACCACGGCCCCAGGCUACUCCAUCGUCUCGGUGACCUCCAACUUCAACAAGUUCAAGGAGCGCUGGACGGCCGCCGAUUUGAACCAACGCGAGGUGGACAUCAAGUACAACCAGUACAGCCGGAGCAUUGGAGUCACCGCCCAGGGCAAUGAGCACGUGUACUUCCAGGCACCCGAUCGCUUCCUCGGCGAUCAGCGAGCCUCCUACAACAGGGAUCUGAAGUUCAAGCUGCAGCUAGUUGGUCAGGUGGUCAAUACCGGAGUCAGCGAUGUGAUCCUGGAGGGAGCUGGCAGUCGCAUCUCACUGCCCAUUUUCGCCCAAGGCAACGGAAUACCCGAUCAGGGUGUGAAGGAGUACACCUUCCGGCUGCACGAGCAUCACGAUUACCAGUGGCAGCCCAGCCAGUCGGCCCGUGGAUUCCUCUCGAUUCUGUCCAACCUGACGGCCAUCAAGAUCAGGGCCACUUACUCCGUGCAGGGCGAGGCCAUCCUGGACGAUGUCGAGCUGCAGACGGCGCAUCGCGGGGCAGCUGGUCACCCGGCCACCUGGAUCGAGCAGUGUACCUGCCCGGAGGGUUACCUGGGUCAGUUCUGCGAGUCCUGCGCCCCCGGCUACCGGCACAGUCCCGCCCGCGGAGGUCCCUUCAUGCCCUGCAUCCCCUGCGAUUGCCAUGGCCAUGCGGACAUCUGUGACUCGGAGACGGGCAGGUGCAUCUGCCAGCACAAUACCCACGGGGAUAACUGCGAUCAGUGUGCCAAGGGCUUCUAUGGAAAUGCGCUGGGCGGAACUCCCAACGACUGUAAGCGGUGUCCCUGCCCCAACGACGGAGCCUGCCUGCAGAUCAACGAGGAUACGGUGAUAUGUACCGAGUGUCCCAAGGGCUACUUCGGCUCCCGUUGCGAGCAGUGUAGCGAUGGCUUCUAUGGCGAUCCCACCGGUCUCCUGGGCGAAGUGCAGACCUGCAAGAGCUGCGACUGCAAUGGCAAUGUGGAUCCCAAUGCCGUGGGCAACUGCAACCGGACGACGGGUGAGUGCCUGAAGUGCAUCCACAAUACGGCCGGAGAGCACUGCGAUCAGUGUUUGUCGGGACACUUUGGAGAUCCUCUGGCCCUGCCACAUGGACGUUGUGAUCGCUGUUCCUGCUACGAAGCUGGAACGGAGCAGGAUGAGCAGAGCAUCACGCGCUGCGACCAGGUCACGGGUCAGUGUCACUGCAAGCCCAAUGUGAUUGGCCGGGAUUGUGGCGAGUGUCAGCCGGGUUACUUCAACAUCCGCUCGGGCAAUGGUUGCGAGAACUGCCUGUGCGAUCCGGUGGGCAGCUACAACUCCACCUGCGAUCGGUACACAGGUCAGUGCCACUGCCGACCAGGCGUCACUGGUCAGCGGUGUGAUCAGUGCGAGAACUACUUCUACGGAUUCUCCAGCGAGGGCUGCAAGCCAUGUGAGUGCGACGAGAGUGGCUCCAAGGGAUUCCAGUGCGACCAGAGUGGCCAGUGUCCCUGCAAUGACAAUGUCGAGGGACGUCGCUGCGAUCGCUGCAAGGAGAACAAGUACGACAGGCAUCGGGGCUGCAUCGAUUGCCCCGAUUGCUAUAACCUUGUCCAAGAUGCCGCCGAUCUGCAUCGCGCCAAGCUGUUCAAUCUCAGCCAAACGCUGGACGAGAUUGCCCGCACGCCGGUGACCAAUGACGAUGAGUUCGAGGCCAAGCUGAAGGCGGUGCAGGAGAAGGUGGCCGUUUUGGACCAGGAUGCUCGCGAGAAUUCCGGUGAGGGUGGUCAGACCUACGCCGAGGUCAUCGAUGAUCUGCACAAGCAUUUGGACACCGUGAGGGAGCACCUGCAGAGUGCGGAUAAGUUCCAGACGGAUGCGAAUGCCGAGAUUGAUAAGGCCCGGCAGAACUACACCAUUCUGGACCAGAUCACCGAGAAUGCCAAGAAGGAACUCCAGCAGGCUCUCGAUCUACUGACCGACGAGGGUGCCCAGGCUUUGGCUAAAGCUAAGGAGAAAUCCGUGCAGUUUGGCCAGCAGUCUGAGCAGAUCUCGGACAUCUCCCGCGAGGCGCGUGCCCUGUCCAUCAAACUGGAUUCGGAGGCGCAGUUCGAUCUCAAGAACGCCAAGGAUGCCAAGGAUGCCGUGGAGAAGGCCCAUCAGCUGGCCAAGAGCGCCAUCGAGCUGCAGGAGAAGAUCGGCACGGAACUGCAGACUGAAGUGGGUCUGGAACUGAGCCAUGUCAAGCAGUCGCUGGGCACCGUCAUCCAGACCUCCAAGGAGGCUCUGCGCAAGGCCAACGAGGUGUACGAGACCGCCAUGACCCUCUUGAACGAUGUCAACCGUCAGACCCAACCGGUGAUCGAUAUCAGCCAGCUGAAGAAGGAUGCAGUGGCGGCCAAUGAGCGAGCGGAUGAGCUGCUCCAGCAGAUCAACGAGUUGUCCAACAGCAACGGCGAACUCUUUGCGGAUUUCGAAACGGAGCAGGAGCUGACAGAAACGCUGCUGAAGAGAGCCGAGCAGCAGCAGCGGGAGGACACCGAGCUGCUGGAGCGUGCCAAGGCUGCCUACGACAAGGCCACCAAGGCGGUGGAGCAGGGUGACAACACCCUCAAGGAGGCCAAUAACACCUACGAGAAGCUGGCCGGCUUCAAGUCGGAUGUCCAGCGAUCUUCUGAGAGUGCGGAUCAGGCCCUGCAGACUGUGCCCAACAUUGAGAAGGAUAUCCAGAAUGCCAAGAGCCUGAUCAGCCAGGCGGAGGAGGCCCUGGACGGAGCCAACAAGAAUGCCAACGAGGCCAAGAAGAACGCCCAGGAGGCGCAGUUGAAGUACGCCGAACAGGCUUCCAAGGAUGCCGAGCUGAUCCGCCGCAAGGCCAACGAGACCAAGGUGGCCGCCCGCAAUCUGCGCGAUGAGGCCGACCAACUCAAUCACCGGGUGAAGCUCACCGAGAUGGAGAUCUUCAAGCUGGAGGAGAGCUCAACCAAAGACGACAACCUGGUGGACGACGCCAAGCGAAAGGUGGGCCAGGCCAAGGCCGAUACCCAGGAUGCCCAGAAGCAGAUCGAAAAGGCCAAUGCCGAGCUGACGGCCAUUAAGGAUGAGCUGGAGAACCUGAAGGACAUCAACACGGGCGAUUUGGAUAAAUUGGAGAAUCGUUUGGCCACUGUGGAGGGUGAGAUCAAUCGCGUCAAUCUGACGGGACGCAUUGAAAAGUACCGGGAGCAGCGCACAAUACAGAAGAAUCUGAUCGACAAGUACGACGCCGAGUUGCGGGAGCUCAAGGAUGAGGUCCAGAACAUUGGUCUCAUUUCCAAGGCCCUGCCGAACGGCUGCUUCAGUCGCAACCGCCUGGAACCGUAGAGGACCACAUGCCCCCACUCCCAAUAACAACUACUUCAAUUAAAACUAAGUGAGAGAAACGAGGAAAAGAUCCGAUCAGAACGAGACGAACAAAUCAGAUUUAUGAUAGAACGUAGUCGUUGAAUGAAAUUAUGUAAUUUUAGUGCCUUAGCCGAAAUAUUCUGUUUAGUGACCAGACAAGGAUCCAGCAAGCAGCAGGAGACCAACUGAGCAACGUUAAGCUUUAACGCAUCAUCGUUCGCAUACUGUAUGCCAUAUACCAUAAUGAUACCAGAGGAUGCCCCCCGAUUGACCAGAGAAUCAACUGCCAACUGUGCUUCACCAGUUUCAAGCCAGCAACGAACUGUAUUAUAUGUUAAAGAGUGACCAAUCGAAAUCGAAAGAAACACAAGACCUUGUACUCCAAUCCGAUAAUCCAAUCGCAUAUCUCUAUCUCUGCCGCAGCUCCACCUGAAUUCUAUACUAAACACUUAUAUAUUAACAUAUUUGUCAUCUACGUUUAAUGUGCCAAUACAAUUACCAUGUAUCUUUGUGUAUAAGUCGCUUAAAGAGUUUCCCCUCGAAAUAUAACUUUUCCAACGUUGUAAUUUUGUACAGCCGA
Molecule: messenger RNA, 5755 nt
Organism: Drosophila biarmipes
Lineage: Eukaryota; Metazoa; Arthropoda; Insecta; Diptera; Drosophilidae
Gene: LanB2
Product: laminin subunit gamma-1
Exons: 10
Coding region: 235-5154 (1639 amino acids)
Source: RefSeq, a predicted model, not a curated record